Messenger RNA from Chenopodium quinoa (quinoa), 2122 nucleotides. RefSeq names its product HIRA-interacting protein 3-like. The record is from RefSeq and is a predicted model, not a curated record. Lineage: Eukaryota; Viridiplantae; Streptophyta; Magnoliopsida; Caryophyllales; Amaranthaceae. Gene Ontology annotation, cellular component: nucleus. The transcript is spliced from 9 exons. Bases 286 to 1764 code for a protein of 492 amino acids.
AAUUCGGAAUUUAGUCUAUCCAACCCAAAAUAAAACAUAUGGCGCAAUUUUUUUCAAGAUGGAGGGUAAUUUUUAAAAGAUGUUUCAUUGUCAAAAAUUCGAAAUUCAAAAAGACAAAAAAUUCUCAUAGAAAAUAGAAUAGUACUACUUGUAUGCGCAAAAGUCCACACACGGCAAUAAAAAAAAAAGAAAAAAAAAAAAAGAAAAAAAGUGACUUCACUCUUCCCUGAAACCUGCUGACCUCAUUUUCCACAAACCUCUAUUGAGCAAGAACAUCCUCUAACAAUGGCGGAAAAAGCUCAGGAUAACCAAACGGCGCUCGAUAUCGAGUCACAAAUCAAGUCCGCCAUUAAUUCUCGUUCCUCUUACUUCCAAGAACAAGCCGAUUCUUUGACGUUUGAGAAAGUGCGAAGGUUACUUGAGAAGGAUUUAGGGUUAGAGACUCACGCUUUGGAUACUCAUAAACGAUUUGUUAAACAAUGGCUUCAAACGUGCAUAGAAUCUGCUACUUCUGAUAACUUGUCCAAGAGCCAAGAUGAAGCUGGGGAGAAUGUUGUUUCCUCAACUGACGAACCACAACCUGUAGAUGAUCUUCAAGCAAAAAACGAAGCAGAGGAGGCUAACGCUGGAGGUGUACAAACAAUGGAAGACUCUCCUGUUAUGGGUCUCAUGACAGGUCAUAAGAAAGAAAAACCUAAUGUUGAUGCUGAAGACACUGAAAGCAAACUUGUCCCAGAUGAAAUCACAAUAAAGAAGGCCAUUUGGGCUAGAGCUUCUUAUCUCAGAGAAAAUUCUGAGAAUAUUACAUUGGUUGGACUACGUCGGCUCCUGGAGGAAGACUUAGCAUUCAAAAAACAUUCAUUGGAUCCGUUCAAGAAGUUUAUCGGUCAGGAAGUGGAUGAGAUAUUAAACUUAUCUGAUGUUCCUCAAUCCACUGAGAGUGAGAAGAAGAAGAAUUUUAAGAAAAAUUCUUCUCGAAAAAUCUCUUCCAAUUCUAGAAAAGAGGAAACAGCUGCUUCUUCAGGGAAUGAAAGUGAUGAGGUUGAAGAAGAGGAAGUGAAAGUUAGAAAGAGAAGUGCUACCAAAAGAAAGCCACAGAAAACAGAGUCAGUCAAAAAACGUAAAAAGACCGAGGAGGACACAAAAGGAGCUAAAAGAAAACAAAGUAAGGUUUCAAAAUCUACAUCAGAGGGAAGUGGUGAGGAGGAAGGCAGACAUGUUUCUGACAAUGAUAAUUCUGAUUCAUCUGCUGAGAAACCUAAGAAGAAGAAAGAAGUUCCUAAACCACCCUCAUAUGGAAAGCAAGUGGAGCGUUUAAAAUCAGUGAUCAAAUCUUGUGGCUUGAGUAUUUCCCCUGCUAUAUACAAGAAAGUUAAACAGGCUCCUGAAAACAAGCGUGAAUCCUGCUUGAUGAAAGAGCUUGAAGAGAUGCUUGCGAAGGAGGGAUUGUCUACUAACCCUUCUGAAAAAGAGAUCAAGGAUGUAAAGAAAAGGAAGGAAAGAGCAAAAGAACUUGAAGGCAUAGAUUUAAGCAAUAUUGUUUCAAGUGGUCGCCGACGAUCUACCACCAGCUUUAUACCUCCACCUAAGCCCAAAAUUCCAGAUCUCAGUGAAAGUGAAUCAGAAGAAAGUGAGAAUGAUGAUGAUGAGGAUGAAGAAGAAGAAGGGGAUGAGGAAGCAGAAAAUGUGGAGGCUGAUGAAAACCAGGAGAAUGGUGGUAAUGACAGUCAAAGUGAGGCAUCUGACAAAAGUAAUAGCGAAUAGUGAUUGAUCCUGGACGGUUCACUUGAAGGACCAAUGACGAGGAAUUUGAUAGGUAUAGGAUGAAUAUGUAUUUAUGCUGCUUUUUUAGUGCUUACAGUUUUCUUAAAAUUAGGAAGAGAGUAUUUAGUUCACAAAUCUGAUUUUAGAGGUUGAUAAAUAGGAACUCUGUCAGAGGAAGAUGGCUAGAAUUCUGGAAAAAACUUUGUACUCUGCAUUUCAAAGAUGCAUUUUUUUGUUGUGUUAUUGGUCAUAAUUGUUCUAUAUAUUUAUAUAAGUGGACGGUAUUGAAAAGAGCUUUGUAUUCUGCAAUUCAAAGAUACAUUUUUUGUUGUGUAAUUGGUCAUAAUUGUUCUGUAUA